AUCGAAGCCAUUGACAACUCGAUCUGCUCUUUCAGCCUCCUCAAUUACCAUCAAAUACUCCGUCACCAAAAAAAAUACCACAACAAUGCAACGACUCACCAUUCUCCGUUCCCCAAAAUUCUGCCCCAAACGAGUCAAUGUGGCAUGCACCAUUCAAAGUCGGUACUCGUCAGGAAGCCCGACCAAAACCAACGUUCCGGCCGACCACUUCAUCAAAACAGGCGAGAAGCCACAAGACCCUGCAGACAAAGUAGGACGCAGCGAUGAGUACAGCCAGAGCGGCGGCGACGACAUGGUCGCGCAGCAGAGUGGUGCUUCAUUCGACGGCACUACGGAUAAUGACAUUGAAGUCCAGAAGGAGAGGGCAGGGAAGGGCAAUGUGGUAAAUCCGCUGGAAUUCAGUCCUGCGACGAGCGAACUGAGCAGUAUCAUAAGCGAGGAGUAUACGAGUAAAAGUGAGGAGCGCAAACCCGGGGAUGUAUCGGGACAGUCAAGUGGGCGUAAGAUGAAGACAGUGAAGAAGACAGAGAUUGACUUCAAGUGAGAUGGAGAGGGUGGAAGGUGGGUGGAAGUUGGAGGCUGGGGAUGAUGAUGAGGUGGUGGAG
This is a messenger RNA of Macroventuria anomochaeta, 605 nucleotides long. RefSeq lists its product as uncharacterized. The transcript has 2 exons. Lineage: Eukaryota; Fungi; Ascomycota; Dothideomycetes; Pleosporales; Didymellaceae. The coding region runs from base 86 to 544 and encodes 152 amino acids. The record is from RefSeq and is a predicted model, not a curated record.